Molecule: messenger RNA, 3365 nt
Organism: Grammomys surdaster
Lineage: Eukaryota; Metazoa; Chordata; Mammalia; Rodentia; Muridae
Gene: Trim6
Product: tripartite motif containing 6
Exons: 8
Coding region: 194-1660 (488 amino acids)
Molecular function (GO): protein binding; zinc ion binding
Source: RefSeq, a predicted model, not a curated record
CUCUUCAUCUGCGGAUCUUCUCUGUGCGUGCCUACCGCUCUGUCACUUUCCUGUGUCACUUCUGGAGGAGGCGGCCGGGGACAGUGAGGUGAUGAUUUAUUGUAAAUGAGUUGACUGAGAUCGGGAGCAUUAAAUUUAUGUAUUAUGAUUCUAUAAGCAAGCUGGGAAGGUAGGAGACAAGAGAGCGGCUACAAUGACUUCAGCAGUCCUGGUGGACAUCCGAGAUGAAGUCACCUGCCCUAUCUGCUUGGAGCUCCUGACAGAACCCCUGAGCAUAGAUUGUGGCCAUAGCUUCUGCCAGGCCUGCAUCAUAGGAAAUAGUCAUAAUUCAGAGCUCAGCCAAGAAGGGAGGAGCAGCUGUCCUGUGUGCCGGACCACCUACCAGCCUGGGAACCUCCGUCCUAACCGGCACCUGGCCGCCAUAGUGAAGAGGCUCAGAGAGGUUGCUUUGAGUCCCGGAAAACAGCUCGAGGUCAUUUUUUGUGCACUUCAUGGAGAGAAACUCCAGCUCUUUUGCAAGGAGGAUGGGAAGUUAAUUUGCUGGCUUUGUGAGCGAUCUCAGGAGCAUCGUGGUCAUCACACAUUCCUCAUGGAGGAGGUGGCCCAGGAGUACCAAGACAUGUUCCAGGAGUCUCUGAAGAAGCUGAGGAGGGAGCAGCAGGAGGCUGAGAAGCUAAAAGCUCUUAUCCAAGAGAAGAGGGAUUCCUGGAAGAGUCAGGUGGAGCCUGAGAGACACCGGAUCCAGGCAGAGUUUAACCAGCUCCGAAGCAUCCUAGACAGGGAGGAGCAACGGGAACUGAAGAAGCUGGAAGUGGAAGAGAGGAAGGGGCUGAGCAUCAUAGAAAAGGCGGAGGGUGACCUGAUCCACCAGAGCCAAUCACUGAGAGACCUCAUCUCUGACCUGGAGCACCGGUGCCAGGGGUCCACAGUGGAACUGCUGCAGGAUGUGGGUGAUGUCACAAAAAGGAGUGAGUUCUGGACCCUGAGGAAGCCCCAAGCUCUCCCCACCAAGCUGAAAAGUUUGUUUCGAGCCCCAGAUCUGAAGAAGAUGCUGCGAGUCUUUAGAGAGCUGACAGAUGUCCAAAGCUACUGGGUGGACGUGACUCUGAAUCCACAGACAGCUAAUUUAAAUCUUGUCCUGGCGAAAAACCGGAGACAGGUGAGGUUUGUAGGUGCCAAGCUGUCCGAGCAGUCCAGUCUGGAAGAACAUUAUGACUGUAGUGUCCUGGGCUCUCAGCACUUCUCCUCAGGAAAAUACUACUGGGAAGUGGACGUGACCAAGAAGACGGCAUGGAUCUUGGGUGUAUGCAGUACCCCGGUGGAACCCAUGUUCUCUUAUAACCAGUACUCCAGCAAGCAGGGUGCCUACUCCAGGUAUCAGCCACAGAGCGGAUACUGGGUGAUUGGGUUGCAGCGUAAGCACGAGUACAGAGCCUAUGAGGACUCCUCCCCAUCCCUGCUCCUCUCCAUGACGGUGCCACCUCGACGCAUAGGGGUUUUCUUAGACUAUGAGGCUGGCACGGUCUCCUUUUAUAAUGUCACAAACCAUGGCUUGCCCAUCUACACUUUCUCGAAGUAUUACUUUCCUACUGCCCUUUAUCCAUAUUUUAAUCCCUGCAGCUGUGUAGUCCCGAUGACCCUGCGGCGUCCAACUUCCUGAGGUCUGCUACCGCUUCCCAUAAGUAAGCAGAUUCCUUCAAAGAUGAAUUUCCUCUCUGAGCCUCUGUUCUGUGUCCUAGUAGGACACCGCCCAUUGCUGAUAGUGAGCACCCUUGACCCGUCUCAUGGGAACGGAUUUUGGAUUUUGGGUUUUCUGUAUUUUGCUUUUGGGUUGUAUUUUUUGGGGGGAGUUAUUUGUUUUUUGUCUCCACUCCUGCCCCCCACCCCCAAUAGGGUUUCUGGAACUCUGUGGAUCAGAUGGCCUUGAAUUCCGAGAGAGAUCCUCUUGGCCUCCCUGUCUGAGUGCUGGGAUUAAGGCAUGUGAAACCACGCCCAGCUUUGUUUUGUUUUGAAGCAGGCUGGCCUUGAUUGAAAAAGUAACUGAGAACUGAUCCAGAGUCCUAAUUACAAAUGAACAUCGCCAUACCUGGCUGCAGAUUUUGUUUUAAUGUUGUUUAAGAUAUGUUCUCCAUAAAUAGCCCAAGCUGGCCACAGACUCAGUCCUUCUACCUCACCUCCCAAAUACUGAUUAUAGGUCUAUCUCACAACACCUGGUUAAGCAUAAUAUGUGAUGACUUUUUUUUUUCUUUACUGAUGUCUGUGGUCAAAUCUAAAAAAUUCUCUAUAAAUUAGAUGGGAGUAUUUUACUAAACAUUGAGUUCAAUAGAUUUUUUUCCUAUAGUUAUUGAGAUAAUUGUGUAUCCUUUUUAUUCUGCUCCCGGGUCAGCUACACUGACUUGUCUCCGUUGUUAAGUUCACCACUAAUUCCUGAAGUAAAAUGUGUUACAUUCACUACUUUAUUUUUACUGACUCUAGGUUUGGUUUUCGUCUAUCUUUAUAAACAAAACUACCUCUAACUUUGCAUUCUUGUGUUACCUGUCAAGGUAUAUAAAAAAAAAAAUUAUGGGCAAGGGAUUAUAUAUGUAUACUUAGAAAAUAAUAAUAAAAAUGGACUGACCACUAUUCUUUUGAUGGUUUAAAGAAGAGAUUGUAGCUUUGGUUUUCACAAGAAAUGCCACCAUAACCUCAGCCUUCAUCCUAACAUUUUAAGAGUGGUAAUAAAAAAUGGAAAAUGUGCUUGAAAGAGAGAUAAAAUAAGAUAAGGGGAAGACCUCAGCCAACCGGUAUCAGCUAUUAUCUAGGAGGAGGAAGAAAUGCAGUUAGCCUCUUUCACAGUGAUUUAUUCUGUCCUUCCCUAGCCCUUCUUACUUCUUUUGUAGAGCCAGGGAUUUCAUACAGGGACUUUUUUAUAUCAAGCAGAGACAUUCUAGCACCAUGCUUGACAACCCUAUUUUGGUUGUGUUUUGUAUUUUGUUACUAAUGGGGUUUUUUGUUUGUUUUGUUUUGCUGACAGAGUCUUACCACUUUGCAGGGCUAGCCCUGAGCUUGCUAUCAAGUUCAGGCUGACUUUAAGCUUGCCUCAGCCUCAAAUUCAAAUUGCAAAUGAGUGAGCUGCUCUAGUUUCCUGGAGAGGUGCUGCAAGCUUUCAUAUUCAACUGUGAAAAAAGUUAUAGAUGUGAAGAUGGAAAUGAAUGUCAGGGGGAGACAGGGCUACUAGUGUCUUUUGGUACUCUCUGAUGUACUGUAACUGUAAAAUACAUGCUGAAUUUCCAUAAAAGCAGUGUGAAAUAAUCUAACUAUUGUCUUACAAUGAUUAUAUUUUGGAUAUAUUAUUUUAAAUAAAACUUCUCAUUUCAAUUGUUUCA